This is a messenger RNA of Nannospalax galili (Upper Galilee mountains blind mole rat), 2483 nucleotides long. It is a transcript of the gene Qars1, whose product is annotated as glutaminyl-tRNA synthetase. The record is from RefSeq and is a predicted model, not a curated record. NCBI's taxonomy places the organism in Eukaryota, Metazoa, Chordata, Mammalia, Rodentia, Spalacidae. Gene Ontology annotation, biological process: translation; glutaminyl-tRNA aminoacylation. Gene Ontology annotation, cellular component: cytoplasm; cytosol; aminoacyl-tRNA synthetase multienzyme complex. Gene Ontology annotation, molecular function: ATP binding; glutamine-tRNA ligase activity. The transcript is spliced from 24 exons. Bases 74 to 2398 code for a protein of 774 amino acids.
CUUAUUGGUGAGUGGGCGAUUGUCGCCGUGCAGUUGCAGCCCAAAGUUUCUUUUGGUUUCCGGUGUCCCUGCUAUGGCGACUCCGGAUUCGUUGUCUCUGUUCACCGGCCUGGGCUUGAGCGAGCACAAGGCCCGGGAGACCCUCAAGAACGCGGCUCUGAGCGCUCAGCUGCGCGAGGCGGCGACCCAGGCGCAGCAGACUCUGGGCUCUACCAUCGACAAGGCUACCGGGACCCUGCUCUACGGUUUGGCUUCCCGACUCAGGGAUACUCGACGUCUUUCUUUCCUCGUAAGCUACAUAGUCAAUAAGAAGAUCCACUCUGAGCUCCAGCUGAGCGCUGCUCUUGAAUAUGUGCGGAGUCAUCCUCUGGAUCCCAUCGAUUCUGUGGACUUUGAGAAGGAAUGUGGUGUGGGUGUCCUGGUGACGCCGGAACAGAUUGAGGAGGCUGUGGAGGCCACCAUAAAUAAGCAUCGUCCCCAGCUCCUGGUAGAACGGUACCGUUUCAACAUGGGGCUGCUGAUGGGAGAGGCUCGGGCUGCACUCAGAUGGGCAGAUGGCAAAAUGAUCAAGCAUGAAGUGGAUAUGCAGGUCCUCCACCUUCUGGGUCCCAAGAUGGAGGCUGAUUUGGAGAAGAAGCCCAAGGUGGCGAAGGGUCGGCUGGAAGAAACAGACCGGAAGACCAAAGAUGUGGUAGAAAAUGGUGAGGCUGCUAGCCAUACCCUGUCUCUGAUGGAGCAGCUCCGAGGGGAAGCCCUUAAGUUUCACAAGCCUGGUGAGAACUAUAAGACUCCAGGCUAUGUGACUACUACACACACCAUGGACCUACUGAAGCAGCACCUGGAGAUCACUGGGGGGCAGGUACGUACCAGAUUCCCCCCAGAACCCAAUGGAAUCCUGCAUAUUGGACAUGCCAAAGCCAUCAAUUUCAACUUUGGUUAUGCCAAGGCCAACAGUGGUAUUUGUUUUCUGCGCUUUGAUGACACCAACCCUGAGAAGGAAGAAGCCAAGUUUUUCACUGCUAUAUAUGACAUGGUGGUCUGGCUGGGUUAUACACCUUACAAAGUGACAUAUGCCUCUGACUAUUUCGACCAGCUGUAUGCCUGGGCUAUAGAGCUCAUCCGUAGGGGUCAAGCUUAUGUGUGCCACCAGAAAGUGGAGGAGCUUAAAGGCCACAACCCUUUACCUUCACCGUGGAGGGACCGUCCCAUUGAGGAAUCCCUGCUCCUCUUUGAGGCAAUGCGCAAGGGCAAGUUCUCAGAGGGUGAGGCAACACUGAGAAUGAAGUUGGUAAUGGAGGAUGGCAAGAUGGACCCUGUGGCCUAUCGAGUCAAGUAUACACCACAUCAUCGCACAGGGGACAAAUGGUGUAUCUACCCCACCUAUGACUACACACAUUGUCUCUGUGACUCCAUUGAACACAUCACCCACUCACUGUGUACCAAGGAAUUCCAGGCGAGACGUUCUUCUUACUUUUGGUUGUGUAAUGCACUGGAUGUCUAUUGCCCUGUCCAGUGGGAGUAUGGCCGCCUCAACUUGCACUAUGCUGUGGUCUCGAAAAGGAAGAUUCUCCAGCUUGUAGCAGCUGGUGCUGUGCGGGACUGGGAUGAUCCACGACUCUUCACACUUACUGCAUUACGACGACGGGGUUUUCCUCCUGAGGCCAUCAACAACUUCUGUGCCCGGGUGGGGGUGACAGUGGCACAGACUACAAUGGAGCCACAUCUUCUGGAAUCCUGUGUGCGUGAUGUGCUGAAUGACACAGCCCCACGGGCCAUGGCCAUCCUAGAGCCACUACAAGUUGUCAUCACUAACUUUCCUGAUGUCAAGCCCUUGGACAUCCAAGUGCCCAACUUCCCAGCUGAUGAGACCAAGGGUUUUCACCAGGUUCCUUUUGCAUCCACUGUCUUCAUUGAGAGGACUGACUUUAAGGAGGAGCCAGAACCAGGGUAUAAGCGUCUGGCUUGGGGGCAGCCUGUGGGCCUGAGACAUACUGGCUAUGUCAUAGAGCUGCAGAAUGUUGUCAAGAGUCCCAAUGGCUGUGUGGAAUGCCUAGAGGUAACCUGCAGACGAACUGAUGCUGGAGAAAAGCCCAAGGCCUUUAUUCACUGGGUGUCACAGCCUCUGGUGUGUGAGAUUCGCCUCUAUGAGCGACUAUUCCAGCACAAGAAUCCUGAAGAUCCUGCUGAAGUGCCUGGUGGAUUCCUAAGUGACCUGAAUACGGCAUCACUACAAGUGGUGGAAGCAGCGUUAGUGGACUGUUCUGUAGCUCUGGCAAAGCCCUUUGAUAAGUUCCAAUUUGAACGCCUUGGGUACUUCUCCGUGGAUCCAGAUAGCCAUCAAGGACAGCUUAUUUUCAACCGAACUGUCACACUGAAGGAGGACCCAGGAAAGGUGUGAACUGAAAGCAUGUGGACCUGCCUCAUCCUGGAGGCUGGGAGUGCCCUCACCACCUCACAAUAAAGAAUAACUAAAUCCCCCUGGA